UCACUAAACAGUAUACAGACACAAAACGAAACCCUCGGCUUCCUCAAGACAACAAUUCAACAUUAAAAAUUUCUGGAUUCAACCCUCUUCAAAAAAUAUUUCUGGAUUCAGCACCAAGCCAAUAACCAAACAGUUACUUGAUUUUUCGGAUACAUAACAAAAAUGGCAGAAGAAAGCAGAACCGGAGGACCUGCCAAGUACGAUUUGAAUGCUAAAUGGGAUGCCUGCCUCGAUUUAGGAGUUCGUCGUUUUGUUUACUCUUCCUUCGCCGGCGCUGUCUCCGCCCUUCUUCUCUUCCGGAGUCCUGUAACACGCUGGGCAUCUGUAGCAUUUGGUGCUGGAGUGGGAAUUGGUUCUGCAUACUCAGAGUGCUCUUAUAAAUUCGAUAGAUCUUCACCGAUAUUGGCUCCUAACAUUUCCGAUGCCCCUCUUUCUAAGGCUGAGGAAUGAAAUUAUCAUGAUGGGUGGACAGGUUUUCCAUUGACUUGGGACUUCCAUUCCCUUGGUUGUUCGCUCUGGGAUUUAUUGCCAGGAUUGCUUUCAACUUUCUAAUCACAAAAAAAGAUGUAUUGCAUAACAUUUGGGAAUGCUGUCACUUGGUUUUGUAUCUCUAUAUCCUACUGGAGCUAAAUAGGAAAGAUAGCAGAUAAUAAUUGCUUUGGAAUGGUUGGAGAUGACUGACCGCAAAUUCGCACAACAUUUUUAAUGAAGUUUACGAUGUGUGUUAAAUUUCACCAA
Messenger RNA from Sesamum indicum (sesame), 738 nucleotides. Its product is annotated as MICOS complex subunit MIC10. Gene Ontology annotation, cellular component: mitochondrion; mitochondrial inner membrane; MICOS complex. The record is from RefSeq and is a predicted model, not a curated record. NCBI's taxonomy places the organism in Eukaryota, Viridiplantae, Streptophyta, Magnoliopsida, Lamiales, Pedaliaceae.